This is a messenger RNA of Phycomyces blakesleeanus NRRL 1555(-), 1660 nucleotides long. RefSeq lists its product as hypothetical. The coding region runs from base 1 to 1317 and encodes 438 amino acids. Lineage: Eukaryota; Fungi; Mucoromycota; Mucoromycetes; Mucorales; Phycomycetaceae. Gene Ontology annotation, molecular function: protein binding. Gene Ontology annotation, biological process: protein polyubiquitination; proteasome-mediated ubiquitin-dependent protein catabolic process; transcription-coupled nucleotide-excision repair. Gene Ontology annotation, cellular component: nucleotide-excision repair complex; Cul4A-RING E3 ubiquitin ligase complex. The record is from RefSeq and is a predicted model, not a curated record. The transcript has 6 exons.
AUGUAUAGCUUACUGAGGAAGCGUGGAACUGGAGCGGUUGAUCCUCUUAUUCUUAAGAGAGCAGAAACCACUCAAAAAGCACAUAAGGUUGAACUUAGUCAGACCAAAGAGUUCAAAAGGGUACACCACGUUUCCGGUGGCGGUGAUGGUCUAUUGCACGUAUACGAUCUUCAACAAGAAGGAAGGCCUGCUCAGAUUGAGCCAAUUGCAAGUGUAGCAACCCAAGAUCGUCAUUCGUAUGCUGUGAGCUCGGUCGGCUGGUUUCCGUUUGAUACCGGGAUACUGGUUAGCGCAAGUUUUGAUGAGACGGUCCGGAUCUGGGAUACCAACCUUAUGGAACCCGUUACUACAUUUGAUCUUGGCGCCAAAGUUUUCUGCCAAGCCAUGUCACCAAUUGCUUCUCAUUGCCUAGUAGCAACCGCAAGUGAUAAUCCACACAUUCGACUUUGUGAUAUAAAGAGUGGGGCAUCCGCUCACACUCUGAUUGGUCACACUGGCUCGGUCUAUUGCUGUGUCUGGUCUAAUUAUCAAGACCAUGUUCUUUACACAGGAGGAGAAGACGGAACAAUUCGUGUAUGGGACAUCAGAAAAGCUUCUGCUUGUCUCGGUUCCUUAGACAAUGAGAAUGCCGAGUUUACCAAGAUCGAGACCAAUCGGGCGCACCAGAAAGCCGUCAAUGGCCUUGUGCUGACUUUGGAUGGUUCUUCUCUUGUGUCGCUCGGACUAGACGAGAGGAUCAAGCGCUGGAGCACGUACGACCAUCGCCAUUCUCGCACUCAUUACGCUGGCUCGGGUGUUCGCAAUCAUGUCCGACACAAUUGUGGACUGGCCGUGUCGGAUACAGACGUCUGGCCACCCCUGGUUUAUGUUCCUAACCAAGACCACAUUGCUGUAUUUGAUGUCAAUCGGGGUAAUCGAGUCCAGAAACUGUGUGGAAUGUAUGGCCGGCCGACGUGCGUCGAUGUAGAGGGGCUUGACGUGUAUGCUGCCGGGGUAGAAGCAGAAAUCUUGGUUUGGGGACCUUUACCACCAUUCGAUUCGGAGCCAGGAAUAGAAGAGACCACCGUUUAUGAGGUCGUUCUUGAUCGCCACGGUGUGGCACAGCGUGUACCAAAGGGUAAAGGCACCCACUUCAUUCACGUCACCAAGCACAAUGAAACCAAGAUGGUAGAAAAGGCAGACUCUGGUAGUUUUCCUUGUCCUGAACCAACCUUCCAAGCGCCCAUGAGAUGGUCACAACGUAUUCAUCCGAAGCAGCCGGAACAAGCCGAAUUAAACCCAACGUUGCACGAAAAGGAAGCUGUGUCCCCUCAUUAGCCUCUCUGUCCUUUUUUGUCCAUAGACCAUGAACUCCAAACAUGGCAAUUAUCCGUGAUAACUUGCUUAACUAAUUAGUGUGUCUGGUCCUUUUAUUAUACCUAUAUUUAUUCUUUCAUCCUUUUCGCUCUCUCUUUUUUUUUUUCUUGCAACUGGUUUGUAGCAGCAUCUGGUCCUAUAUAUACAUAUAUAUAUAUUCUCUAUCUAUCUAUAUUACGCUCCGUCAAUUCAUCUUAGAAAUACACAAGUAUCUAAAAUAUUAUAAAUAAAUGAAUAGUCUUGCACACUCUGUGAGCAAGUGCAAGAUUUAUUGUUACAAAUAAAAGUCAAAAUUAUCAUCAUC